AUGGCUGCCCCGCACCGCCAGCCGGAGGACGCUAUCGAUGAUGCCGACUUCAUCGAGGACCACGCUGGGCAUCACCAGGACUCUGUCCACCGGCGCCUGCGUGCCAACUCGACGAUUAUGCACUUCCAGAAGAUCUUAGUCGCCAACCGAGGUGAAAUUCCCAUUCGUAUCUUCCGAACAGCUCACGAGCUGUCCCUGCAGACGGUCGCUGUGUUCUCCCAUGAGGACCGCCUGUCCAUGCAUCGUCAGAAGGCCGAUGAGGCCUACAUGAUUGGCCAUCGUGGCCAGUACACCCCCGUCGGUGCCUAUUUGGCCGGCGACGAGAUCAUCAAGAUCGCCCAGGAGCACGGCGUGCAUCUGAUCCACCCUGGCUACGGCUUCCUCUCGGAAAACGCCGAAUUUGCCCGGAAGGUCGAGAAAGCAGGCAUCGUUUUCGUGGGUCCGACCCCCGACACCAUUGACGCCCUGGGUGACAAGGUCUCUGCCCGUCGGGCGGCCAUCAAGUGCCAGGUCCCGGUUGUUCCCGGCACGGAGGGCCCCGUCGAGCGCUUCGAGGAGGUCAAGUCCUUCACUGAUGAGUAUGGCUUCCCCAUCAUCAUCAAGGCCGCCUUCGGUGGUGGUGGCCGUGGUAUGCGUGUCGUCCGCAACCAGUCGGAGCUGCGCGAUUCCUUCCAGCGUGCCACCUCCGAGGCCAAGACUGCCUUCGGCAACGGUACUGUCUUCGUCGAGCGCUUCCUCGACAAACCCAAGCACAUUGAGGUCCAGCUGCUCGGUGACAACCAGGGUAACGUCGUCCACCUGUUCGAGCGUGACUGCUCCGUUCAGCGUCGUCACCAGAAGGUCGUCGAGAUUGCCCCCGCCAAGGACCUCCCCGUCGAUGUCCGUGACAAGAUUCUGGCCGAUGCCGUCAAACUGGCCAAGUCGGUCAAGUACCGCAACGCCGGUACCGCCGAGUUCCUGGUCGACCAGCAGAACCGCUACUACUUCAUUGAGAUCAACCCCCGUAUCCAGGUCGAGCACACCAUCACCGAGGAGAUCACUGGCAUUGAUAUCGUCGCUGCUCAGAUCCAGAUUGCCGCCGGUGCUACUCUGGAGCAGCUCGGCCUGACCCAGGACCGCAUCUCCACCCGUGGUUUCGCCAUUCAGUGCCGUAUCACUACUGAGGACCCCUCCAAGGGCUUCUCCCCCGACACUGGUAAGAUCGAGGUCUACCGCUCCGCCGGUGGUAACGGUGUCCGUCUGGACGGUGGUAACGGGUUCGCCGGUGCCAUCAUCACCCCUCACUAUGACUCCAUGCUGGUCAAGUGCACAUGCCGUGGCUCCACCUACGAGAUUGUGCGCCGCAAGAUGCUGCGUGCUCUUGUUGAGUUCCGUAUCCGCGGUGUCAAGACCAACAUUCCCUUCCUCGCUUCCCUACUGAGCCACCCCGUCUUCAUUGAUGGUACCUGCUGGACUACUUUCAUUGAUGACACCCCCGAGCUCUUCGCUCUGGUCAACUCUCAGAACCGUGCCCAGAAGCUGCUCACCUACCUCGGUGAUGUUGCCGUCAACGGCAGCAGCAUCAAGGGCCAGAUCGGCGAGCCCAAGUUCAAGGGCGAGAUCAUCAAGCCCAUCCUCAAGGAUUCUGCGGGUAACGCCCUUGACGUUUCGCAGCCCUGCCAGAAGGGCUGGAAGCAGAUUAUUGACUCCCAGGGCCCCGACGCCUUCGCCAAGGCUGUGCGCGCCAACAAGGGCUGCUUGCUCAUGGACACCACCUGGCGUGAUGCCCACCAGUCGCUGCUCGCCACCCGUGUGCGUACUAUUGACAUGCUCAACAUCGCCCACGAGACUAGCCACGCUCUCCAGAACGCUUACAGUCUGGAGUGCUGGGGUGGCGCUACCUUCGACGUCGCCAUGCGGUUCCUCUACGAGGACCCCUGGGACCGUCUGCGCAAGCUCCGCAAGGCCGUUCCCAACAUUCCCUUCCAGAUGCUGCUGCGCGGCGCUAACGGUGUUGCCUACUCCUCCCUUCCCGACAACGCCAUCUACCACUUCUGUAAGCAGGCUAAGAAGUACGGUGUUGACAUCUUCCGUGUCUUCGAUGCUCUCAACGACGUCGACCAGCUCGAGGUCGGCAUCAAGGCUGUUCAGGAGGCCGGUGGCGUGGUCGAGGCCACCAUCUGCUACAGCGGUGACAUGCUGAACCCCGCCAAGAAGUACAACCUCGAGUACUACCUCUCCCUGGUUGACCGUAUCGUCAAGUUGGGCACCCACGUUCUGGGUAUCAAGGAUAUGGCCGGUGUUCUGAAGCCCCAGGCCGCUCGCCUGCUGGUCGGCUCCAUCCGUGAGCGCUACCCCGACCUCCCCAUUCACGUUCACACCCACGACUCCGCUGGUACCGGUGUGGCUUCCAUGAUUGCCUGCGCCCAGGCUGGCGCUGACGCCGUCGAUGCCGCCACCGACAGCUUGUCCGGUAUGACCUCUCAGCCCAGCAUCGGUGCCAUCUUGGCCUCGCUUGCCGGCACCGAGCAGGACCCCCAGCUCGACGCUGCUCAUGUCCGUGCCCUGGACACCUACUGGGCUCAGCUCCGUCUCCUCUACUCUCCCUUCGAGGCUGGUCUCACCGGCCCUGACCCCGAGGUCUACGAGCACGAAAUCCCCGGUGGCCAGCUGACCAAUUUGAUCUUCCAGGCCAGCCAGCUCGGUCUCGGCCAGCAGUGGGCACAGACCAAGAAGGCCUACGAGCAGGCCAACGACCUCCUCGGUGACAUCGUCAAGGUUACCCCGACCUCCAAGGUCGUCGGUGACCUGGCCCAGUUCAUGGUCUCCAACAAGCUGACCCACGAGGACGUCAUCGAGCGCGCCGGCGAGCUGGACUUCCCUGGCUCCGUCCUCGAGUUCCUCGAGGGUCUCAUGGGCCAGCCCUUCGGCGGCUUCCCCGAGCCCCUUCGCUCCAGGGCCCUCCGCGACCGCCGCAAGCUCGAGAAGCGCCCCGGUCUGUACCUCGAGCCCCUCGACCUGCCCGGCAUCAAGAACCAGAUUCGCGAGAAGUUCGGCGCUGCGACUGAAUGCGACGUGGCUUCCUACGCCAUGUACCCCAAGGUGUUUGAAGACUACCGCAAGUUCGUGCAGAAGUUCGGCGAUCUCUCCGUUCUGCCCACGCGCUACUUCCUGGCCAAGCCCGAGAUCGGUGAGGAGUUCCACGUCGAGUUGGAGAAGGGCAAGGUCCUCAUUCUCAAGCUCCUCGCUAUCGGUCCCCUCUCCGAGCAGACUGGUCAGCGUGAGGUCUUCUAUGAAGUCAACGGUGAAGUCCGCCAGGUCAGCGUCGAUGACCAGAACGCUUCCAUUGACAACAUUGCCCGCCCCAAGGCCGAUGCCGCGGAUAGCAGCCAGGUCGGCGCCCCCAUGAGCGGUGUCGUUGUUGAGAUUCGGGUGCACGACGGUCACGAGGUGAAGAAGGGUGAUCCUAUUGCGGUGCUGAGCGCCAUGAAGAUGGAAAUGGUUAUCUCUGCUCCUCACAGCGGCAAGGUCUCCGGCCUUCUCGUCAAGGAGGGUGACUCCGUCGACGGCCAGGACCUCAUUUGCAGGAUUGGCAAGGCGUAA
Messenger RNA from Penicillium atrosanguineum, 3582 nucleotides. RefSeq names its product pyruvate carboxylase. Gene Ontology annotation, biological process: pyruvate metabolic process; gluconeogenesis. NCBI's taxonomy places the organism in Eukaryota, Fungi, Ascomycota, Eurotiomycetes, Eurotiales, Aspergillaceae. Gene Ontology annotation, cellular component: cytoplasm. The record is from RefSeq and is a predicted model, not a curated record. Bases 1 to 3582 code for a protein of 1193 amino acids. The transcript is spliced from 2 exons. Gene Ontology annotation, molecular function: ATP binding; pyruvate carboxylase activity; metal ion binding.